Messenger RNA from Eimeria tenella, 1317 nucleotides. RefSeq lists its product as uncharacterized. The transcript has a single exon. Lineage: Eukaryota; Apicomplexa; Conoidasida; Eucoccidiorida; Eimeriidae. The record is from RefSeq and is a predicted model, not a curated record. Bases 1 to 1317 code for a protein of 438 amino acids.
AUGAGGGCCUACCUCUUUGUCUGCGCUGCAGCCCCGGCCCUCUGGGGCCCCGCUGCUGCCUACCAUAGGCAGGGGCCCCCAGGUGACCUUUUGGCCCACAGCUAUGAGGGCCCCCCGCAGCAGCGGCUGCGAGCGGGGGCCCCACAGGGGCCCCUGGGGGCCCCCCGAGGGCCCCUCGAGGCGGCCCUGAAGAGCUUCUUGCAGCAGCAAACAGACGGGGAGGAGGAGGCGGAGGCGCCAGCAGCAGGCGAAGCAGAACAAAGCAGCAGCAGCAGCAGCAGCACGGAAGCAGCAGAGGGAGAGGCACAGGAGGAAAGCUCAGGGGAAACAGACGAAGCCAGCGGCGAGACUGAGGCGGGCAGCAGCAGCGGCGAAGCAGCAGCAUCCCCCGAGGCCUCCGACAAAGCAGCAGCAGCAGCAGCAGCAGAAGAGGUGACUGAGGGCAAGGAAACAGAGGAAGCAGCAGAGCAGCCAAGCCAAGAGGCUAAAGAAGAAGCAGCAGCAGCAGCAGAAGCAGCAGAAUCAAAUCAACAGACACAAGAGGCGCCGAAGGGAGAGGAAACAGAAGAGGGGGCGGCAGCAGCAGCAGAGGAAGGAGCUGCAGCAGAAGCAGCAGAAGCAGAAGAAGGGGCUGCAGCAGAAGCAGCAGCAGCAGAAGAGGGAGCUGCAGCAGAAGCAGCAGAGGGCAAAGCAGCCACUGAAGAGACAGCAGCAGCCGAAGCCCCGCAGCCAGCGGGAGGGGGGCCCCCUGGGGGCCCCCUCCCGUUGGCUGCAGCGCAGCAGCAGCCUCCAAGUCCCGAGAGCCUCCCACCUGCUGCUGCUGCUGCACCUCAAAAGGAAGCAGCAGCAGAAGCUGCAGCAGGGGCCCCCGGGGUCCCCCCAAGGGUUGCUGGUGGGCCCCCCGGGGGGCCCCCUGAGGGGCCCCAGGGGGGGGCCCCUGAAGCUUCCGUAGGAGGGCCUCCCAAGGGGGCCCCCGGGGGGCCCCAGGGGGGCCCUCCGGGGGGCCCCCCCGAGGGGCCCCCCGGGGGCCCCUCUGACGGGAUAAGCCGGUGGACCCGGCAGUUCUUGUCCCACGGGAGAAGCACUUUGGGAGUUUUGUCUCAGUCGGAUUUAUUUAAAACUUUCAAAAAGAGAUCUCAAGAAAUAAGACCCAGCCGGACUUUGAUGCAGCAGCUAGCCAGCAGGUUUGGGGUCCUGAGGCAGCAAGUGGCAGAGGCCAGGGCCUUUCAGCGGCAGCAGCAGCAAAAGCUGCAGCAGCAGCAGCAGCAACAGCAGCCGCUGCAGCAGCAACAGGAGACGGCAACAGCCUCCCAAUAA